AUGCUCCAAACCCUAAGGAAAGCCAGAGCCAUUAUCUCCACACCAUUUCAUUUCAGUGUUAAAUCCCCAUUUUUCCAAAAAGCCCUUUUUACUACAUCAUCUUCCCUCGCUGUAAUUCAAAAUCCCAUCAAAAUAGUCACCAAAGCAGACCUCAAUUCAUUGGUACUCGCCCACUACCGCCAUGGCAAGUUCUACGGCCUCCUUCAGAACGUUGUCGCUUCGCCUUCAGUCCUCCUCACAGCUUGCCACAAUCUCAGGCCGUCCGGUUCCGGUUCCGACGAGCCACUCACUCUUGAUUCAGUCUCGGCGGAGUUUUUCUCCCUUGAUGAACUCUCUUCCCAGCUUAAUACAAACGGGUUCGAUGUUGAUUCUUGCUGCUAUACUAUCCCACCUUCGACCCUCAAAGGUAAAUCCCUUGUUCUUCCCAAUUUGAAGCUCAAAGUAGUCAUUGAAGCUAUUAGGAUGGUUCUUGAGACUGUAUAUGAUGAUAGAUUCGUUACAUUCUGUUACGGUGGUCGUGUGAACAUGGGACGGCAUACCGCGAUUCGGUAUUUGAAGAAUUCUGUGGAGAAUCCUUCGUGGUGGUUUACGGUUUCGUUUAAUUCUGGCGAAAUUUUUGCUACCAAACAUGUUGACAAGUUGUGUAUGAUUAUAGGAGAUAAAGUAAUAGAUGAACCUCUUAUUUGUAUGAUCAAAGGAUUGUUUAACUCAGGGGCAGUUAGGAUUGAGUUGGGAGGUUCCUAUUUGGGCAAAGGAUUUCCUCAAGAGUGUGCGUUAAGCUCGAUUUUAAUAAACAUUUACUUCAACAGUUUGGAUAAGGGAAUUCAAGAAUUCCGUCUCCAAACCAACAGGGAGAAUCCAAAGUUUGGGCCCAGUGAGCUUGUUGCUGAAUCAGCUGAUAAUGUUCGCUAUAAGCCAUUGAAGAUUUAUGCUGUUCGAUAUUUGGAUGAAAUGCUUCUAAUUACAUCUGGGACCAAAAUGUUGGCUAUGGAUUUCAAGAGUUGGGUUGUUAAGUAUUUGGAGGAUAAUUUGGAAUUGCAGGUUGAUAAGGCUAAAACUGUAAUUCAUAGUGCUUUCUCUGAGAAGAUUGAUUUCUUGGGAAUGGAACUUCAGGCUGUUACUCCUUCGAUUUUGCACCCUGUUCCUUCUGAAAAGGCCAUUCGGGCACGGAAGAAGUACCUUAGGCAGAAAGAAGUCAGACUACAGGAGUUAAGAAAUGCGAGAGAGACUAACAGGAAGAAGUUGGGUUUGAAAAUAAUGCGCCAUGUUUUAAAGAGGUUAAAGCGAUUUGAUGACGUCGAAUUUGAUUUUCAGAUAGAGGAUGAAGUAAAUCAGAUUUUUAGAACAUGGGGAGAUGAAGUGGUGCGAGGAUAUCUGGCAUCUGUGGAUGCACGAUGGGAAUGGCACCGGAUGUUGACGGGUGGUAAUUUUCUUUCCUUGAAAAAGAUUAGAGAUCAAUUGCCUCAAGAACUUGUAGAUUCUUACGACAAAUUUCAAGAGCAAGUUGACAAAUACUUGAAUCCUGUUAAAGCGAAGAAGGCAUUGGAGGAGAAAGAGAGAAGAGCCGAGGAAGAACAUGAACAAAGGUAUGCUGAAAGAACAUUCAAGGAUUUGACAACAUUACGCAUUAAAGUUGAUGCUCCAAUGGAACACAUCAAGAAAGCCGUCAAGAUGAUUGGAUUUACCAACCAUAUGGGUCGUCCUAGGCCAAUUAGUUUGCUCAUGGCUCUUGAAGAUAGUGAUAUUAUCAAGUGGUAUGCUGGUAUUGGAAAAAGAUGGCUUGAUUACUUUUGCUGCUGUCACAAUUUCAAGACGUUAAAAGUUGCUGUAACCUAUCAUCUGAGAUUCUCAUGUAUCUUGACAUUGUCAGAGAAGCACGAAUCUACCAAGCGUGAGGCAAUGAGGCAUUACACAAAGGAUUUGAAAGUGUGUAACUUGAAUGGAACGGAAGAGUUCUACUUUCCAACAGAAAGAGAAGUAAAUAUGAUGGGUGAUAAAAACCUCUCUGAUCCCUUGCCCGUUGACGGGUCUUUAAUGACAGCUCUAAUCAGAUUGGCCUCAAAUGAGCAUUGUUAUCGCUGUGCUGCUCAUUUCUGUGAUAGAAGAGACACAAUUGUUUAUAGAGUUCGGUUAUUGUAUAAUGACAACUGCAGUGAGAUACGAUUGGAUCAAAGAAAGGGGAUUCCAGGGAUUGGCUUACUUCAUGAUUGUUUCAAUAGGAAAUGUGUACCCCUUUGUUCUGAUCAUGUAAGUGAAUUUUACAUGGGCAGACUAACAUUCCAAGACAUAGAUUGUGUAUCUAUUUUUGACGGUUAA
Oldenlandia corymbosa var. corymbosa is the source of this 2316-nucleotide messenger RNA. The record is from the annotation of a GenBank genome assembly. Lineage: Eukaryota; Viridiplantae; Streptophyta; Magnoliopsida; Gentianales; Rubiaceae.